Messenger RNA from Glycine soja, 1049 nucleotides. Its product is annotated as protein UXT homolog. The record is from RefSeq and is a predicted model, not a curated record. Gene Ontology annotation, molecular function: transcription coregulator activity. NCBI's taxonomy places the organism in Eukaryota, Viridiplantae, Streptophyta, Magnoliopsida, Fabales, Fabaceae. Gene Ontology annotation, biological process: positive regulation of transcription by RNA polymerase II. The coding region runs from base 259 to 714 and encodes 151 amino acids. Gene Ontology annotation, cellular component: mediator complex; chromatin. The transcript has 8 exons.
ACAAGUAAUAAAUAAUAAAUACAAAGGGAGGAGUUGGGCUGAAGUAGGGAAAACGCAAAAGACAAAAGAAGGGUGUUCCGUCGUGGCGGCGUGGUGGAACUUCAUUCACAGUGGGUGGCUUGCGUUUUGGAAAAACGGUGUCGUGCGGAAACAGAGGCUACGUUUACCAAUUGAAUCAACAGUAGCUUGUACCUCCAGGUCUCCUUGCCCAUUACAUGCUUGAUAAAAUGCCCAAAUGAACCACAAGACUCUCAUCAUAUGGACAGCUUACGCCAGGAGAAAGUUCAAAGAUUUGAAGAAUUUGUUGACAAACGCCUGAAACCUGAUCUUGUUCAUGCUAUUGCUCAGCGGGACAAGGUAUUUGAACAACAGAAAAUUUUCACUGAUUUGAGAAAAAACAUUGAAAACCUUGAGAAGAAUAGUGUAACCAGUCUAAGAACUUUGGUCAAUAUUGGGUCUGAAGUAUACCUGCAGGCAGAAGUGCCAGAUACACAACACAUAUUUGUGGAUGUAGGAUUUGGAUUCCAUGUGGAGUUUACUUGGUCAGAAGCUCUGAACUACAUAGAUAAAAGGGAAGAAAAGAUAGCCAGGCAGAUAGAGGAGUACACCCAGUUGAUUGCAUCAAUUAAAGCUCAGAUUAAGCUUGUUUGUGAAGGGAUUCGAGAAUUACUGCAACUUCCAGCUGAGAAAUCCUUACCAGAACGGAUAUUUUGAUAUUUACUGAAUCAACGCAUGUGAACAGAACAGAGAUUGAUAUUUAUCCAGUAGGAAAGAUUGUAUCUCUUUCUCUGACCUUAAACCAAAGUACAUGAAGAUAUAUCGAAUGUUGUCUAGUUACCCUUUUUCUAUUUUGGUCUUGUGGCAUUGUGAUGCCUCAAAGUUUGUUUUUGUUAGCCAUUAGGUCUAAACUUGUUAGGGAACUUUGUCAAUAUCAUGCUUUUGAGUUUAUGGGAAAUCAUCUAUAAGAAGGGGCUAGUUUAGUUUUGCAUUCAAAGAAUUUGAAAAAACUUGGCUACACGUACAAACUUACAGUGAAUUUAUCUUCAUUU